AUGAGUUCUUCGCGCGCAGUUCAUCAUUUUGUAUCCCCUGAGAGAGAGGUCAAUGCCGGCAUCUGGUCCCUUUUCGGCGGUGCGACUGUAUGUCUGGUUCUUCGACUUUGGUGCAAGCUGAGGAGACAAGGCCUUUGGUGGGACGAUUAUAUACUGAUACUUUCCUGGGUGGUUCUUCUAACAACCGACAUCUUUAUAUCCUACGAAUUUGCGACCGGAUAUGUCGUCAAGACUUGGAAUGAUCGAAUGUUGAUUCUCGUAUCCAUAUCAUCCUGCCUCACUACCGCCGGCCAAACAUGGAGCAAAUCCGCAUUUGCAGUGACUCUUCUAAGGAUGACAAACAAAUGGCAAAAAUUAAUAUGCGUAGCCACCCUCAUCAUCCUCAACGUUUUCCUCGUCCUCAAAGUCUUUGUGGAUUGGUCCAGAUACUGUGGUAAAUCCGGAUAUCAGAACUGGUGGAGGAUGCCUGGUUUCUGUGUUGAUUACCAAGCAGCAGCUAACAUCAAGGUUGGGGGAAAUAUCUUCAAUAUUGUGGCGGACUUUGUGCUGGCUCUAUUCCCAUGGAUGGUCACAUGGAAAUUGAGGAUAUCGUUGAAAGAGAAGAUCGCUCUUUGCAUCACGAUGAGUCUUGGGGUUGUGGUCGCUAUCAUCUCAGCUAUAAGAACUGCUUGGAUGAAGGAUCCAAGUGUCGAUGCCUAUAAUGACUACUAUUUUUGGCGCCAAGGACUGUCCAUGGUCUGGUAUUCCGCCGAGGUCGCUGGCACCAUAAUCGUGCAAUCUAUCCCGCUAAUGCGACCCCUCGUAAACGACAUGCACACCUCUCUCGCCUCCAAAAAGCUAGGAUCCGGCGCGGACGGCAAAAGUUACGGCCCGGGAAAAUCAAACAAGAGUACGAACCGACGAACUCUGACUCUGAUCUUGCAAGGGUGCGAUGUAAAAGAUGACGAAAAUGAUUUAGAAAAUCAGAAGAGAGUUGACGUGGAUCGAAUGCAUUUAACUCAGGAUGAGAAUGGGAAGAUUGUACUUAGGAGAAGAACCGACUCAGGGGGAGAUGUAAACGCGUAUCAAAACAGUCGCGUGACGAGGUCUACUAAGAGAUUGGAGGAGGAAGAAAUAGGAUUGACCGAGGAUCAAAAGGACAGGAUGGUGGUGAGUACUGAAUAUCACGCUAAUGGAGGAUCGUUGGAGGAUAUUCCGGAGUACCAUCCUCAGGGAGAGUCGCUGGAGGAGAUACCCGAAUGCCGUACGAUUGGAGGCAAGGAGCAUAUCCCCAUGACGGAAUUUCAUGCUGUCACUUGUUAA
This is a messenger RNA of Botrytis byssoidea, 1302 nucleotides long. RefSeq lists its product as uncharacterized. The coding region runs from base 1 to 1302 and encodes 433 amino acids. The transcript has 4 exons. The record is from RefSeq and is a predicted model, not a curated record. NCBI's taxonomy places the organism in Eukaryota, Fungi, Ascomycota, Leotiomycetes, Helotiales, Sclerotiniaceae.